Messenger RNA from Xyrauchen texanus (razorback sucker), 795 nucleotides. Its product is annotated as ubiquitin-conjugating enzyme E2 S. The record is from RefSeq and is a predicted model, not a curated record. The annotation marks the transcript as partial. The transcript is spliced from 3 exons. Lineage: Eukaryota; Metazoa; Chordata; Actinopteri; Cypriniformes; Catostomidae.
GAUAACAGGCUACAGUAGCCGUCUGUGGCAGUUAGCUAUCAGACAAAUCAACUUUAUCAGAGACAAAAUUGAUAACUUUUUGGACUCAAAAACAUUUGUACCGCAUAUUUCAUGCAACGACGGGCACGAAUUUCAUGAAGGAAAGCUUUGGAAAAUAGCCAGAUAUUUAAAGUGCUCAGCAAGCCCACAGUUAGCUUAGCCUGGUUUGAUAGCAAUACUAGCAAGCGGACCGACAUUAAAGUCAGAAAUUAUUUUUGAAUUGAAGAAUACUGUAAAUAGUUAAGCGUCUUCAUAUAUUGUGCAGUUUUGAUUCUUUACAACUUUUAGGUUCGUAUUAGUUGGUCUUUAUAUUAAUCGCCGUAUCAGUCUAGUCGGCCGGUUGUGUAGCAGUCUGCUAAGUUUUCUCAUCUGGGACUAAUUUGCAGGCUACCUGUGUGCUCCACACAGCUGAAAAUGAAUUCAAAUGUGGAAAACUUGCCGCCUCAAGUGUUGAGACUUGUCUAUAAAGAAGUUUCUGCCCUGGCAGCAGACCCUCCCGAGGGGAUCAAAAUCUAUCCCAGUGAAGAGGAUAUCACAGAGCUUCACACGGCUAUUGAGGGCCCAGAAGGAACUCCUUAUGCCGGAGGGGUGUUCCGGAUGCGUUUGGUCCUUGGAAAGGAUUUCCCUGCUGCACCUCCCAGAGGCUAUUUCCUGACUAAGAUUUUCCAUCCUAAUGUUGGGCACAAGGGUGAAAUCUGUGUCAAUGUACUGAAGAGAGACUGGAAGGCAGAGCUGGGCCUGAGACAUGUAUUACUU